UAUAGGCAAUUAAAUAUGCUGAAUUCUCAUAAUCAUCUUAUCGGGAAAAAUACUAUUCUUGUUAUCUACACGCUUUACUGAUUUUGGAUUUCUGUUUUCAAUAUUGCAUUAUAGUGAACUCGUCACUAGGAAUAUUGCUUUUUCUACAUUUUAAAUAUCGAUCGAAUAUUUUGUGAUUUAAAAUAGUGUUUUUUGUUUAAUUAAUUAAAUUAUAACCACAAUAAACAUGAAUGUUGCAAGAAAACAAUUAAACACUAUAAAAAUUUUUCAUGCAAAACUAUUGGAUACGCUAAAACGACUUCAAAAUGAUCUUGCCAAUAAUUACAACCAAGAUAUUGAACGUCUUAAAUUGGAACAAGAAUUAUUAAAAGCUGAAGUUGAAACAGAAUUAGCAAAACUUAAAAAAGAAAAGAUUCAAAUUGGAAGUGACUUAAAAAUUGAAGUAAAAAGUUCCAAUGAUAAUAUUAAUAAAGAAAACAUUUCGACUGUGAAAACAAUUGCAAAUGAUAAUACUGAUGUUAAAAAGAACAAUCCACCUUUUAAAACUGAAAAAAAACAAAAAAAAAAUAAUGCUGCUGUUCCUGCAAAAAGUACUGUCACCACACCAGUAGAUUUUGGUAGAUUAGAUUUACGUGUUGCUAAAAUUUUAAGUGCUUCCAAGCAUCCCAAUGCUGAUGCUCUGUAUGUAGAAACUAUUGAUGUGGGAGAAGAAAAACCAAGAAAUGUUGUAAGUGGAUUAGUGAAGUUUGUUCCAUUAGAAGCAAUGUCUAAUCGCAUGGUUGUAUUGUUAUGCAAUUUAAAACCAUCUAAAAUUAGAGGUGUUCUGUCUGAGGCGAUGGUAAUGUGUGCUAGUUCGCCAGAAAAUGUUGAAAUACUAGAACCACCACCAGGUUCAGUGCCAGGGGAUUAUAUUAACGUAGCUGGAUAUACAAGAUCUCCAGACAAGGUAUUGAAAGUAUUUGAAGAAAUUGCACUAGAUUUGAAGACAGAUGAGAACUUACAAGCUACCUAUAAAGGAAUUCCUUGGACUGUAGCUGAUAAAGGAGCUGUUGUAGCAAAAUCCUUAAAAGAUGUUAAAAUUAAAUAAAUAACUUACUUAACAUAAAAACAAUACUUUAUAUUUAAAUAUUUAUAUUGUAUUGUGUCAUUAUAACUAAUUUUUAUAGUAUUGUAUUGGUUGAUUAAAUCUACAAAAUACAUUAAUCUAUGAAUUUUAA
This is a messenger RNA of Rhopalosiphum padi (bird cherry-oat aphid), 1217 nucleotides long. It is a transcript of the gene AIMP1, whose product is annotated as aminoacyl tRNA synthase complex-interacting multifunctional protein 1. Gene Ontology annotation, molecular function: tRNA binding. Lineage: Eukaryota; Metazoa; Arthropoda; Insecta; Hemiptera; Aphididae. The transcript is spliced from 5 exons. Bases 227 to 1087 code for a protein of 286 amino acids. The record is from RefSeq and is a predicted model, not a curated record.